Messenger RNA from Closterium sp. NIES-65, 786 nucleotides. Lineage: Eukaryota; Viridiplantae; Streptophyta; Zygnematophyceae; Desmidiales; Closteriaceae. The record is from the annotation of a GenBank genome assembly.
AUGGCUACUUCCAGUGUCCUUACCUUUGAUGCUGAGGGUCAUGCUGUUGACUUCGAGGUCUGGGUCGAUGACCUACAGCUCUUCCUACAGUGCGAUAGGGCCGACGGACUCUCUCUAUUCGAUCUCACCUCUGGUGCCUCCCCUGCCCCGCCUGCUGAUGCUGACAGCACUGUUCACUCACAGUGGGCCAUACGCAAUGCUGCUGCCCGUCUUGCUGUGCGUCGCCACUUACCGACCGCUGAGCGUGCGCACUUUAGUCAGUACAAGAGUGCUAAGACCUUGGACCACUUCCUCUUAGUUUGCCCCACCACACUCACCAUUGACCUCCUCGAGGAGCGCCUCCUGGCAGCAGAGAAGAGCAUAGUCGCUGUAGGAGCCUCUCGUGGUGACCCUCGUACCCCCGUCUUUGAGGGGUGUUCCCCCUCCCCCCUCUUGCCCUCUGUUGCUUCUGCUGCCGCGGCCGACCUCGUUGGCUUCGAGUCGGUCGGAGCUGCGUCUGCCCCUAGCGGGAGACGCCGCACCGGCAAGGGCAAGGGGGGCAAGGGCGCUGGAGGGGCUGGCGGGGGCGGUGGAGGUGGCACUGGAGGCAGUGGAGGGGGUGGGGGUGUCGGUGGCAGCAGUGGAGGCGGAGGAGGCGGCGGCGGUGGCUGUGGGAGCGGAGGCGGCGGAGGUGACGGAGGCUGCGGCGGCAGCGGUGGAGCUGGUCGCGGCUCUGCGCAGAGGAGUGGUUCCGGUGGUGGUCCGCGCCAGCAGCAGCAGCGCACUCGUGAGACCCCGUCCCCCUAG